AUGACAGGAUCCACCUCACAAAGUGCGAACGUCCAGUCCCGCAAUGACGCAUUCGCAAAGCAUUUCGGGUGGUGGGAUCCACUAAGGCUCAAAGGCAGCGCUAUUUUUAAAGGAAAAGCAAAGAAAGAAGCGAAGGAAUUAACGCCUGAAAGAGAGGAGAGAAUCAUGUCAUCGUUCACCGACGAGUCGACUAGAGGAUACGGAGGCUCUUUUAGCAACUUCGAUGCUAAUUCGGUGACCGGUAACUCGUCAUCGAUCUUCGCUUCUCAGUCAUACGUCACCGGAGAUGACGAGUUAUUCUCCUCGCAGUCGAUGAGCGAUGGCGGCGGGUUCUCGUCGUUCUCCCCCGAGCAGGACGGGCCAAUCUUGCCUCCUCCGUCGGAGAUGGAGUCUGAGGAAGGUUCCGCUUUAAGAGAGUGGCGCAGGCAGAACGCGAUAAGGUUGGAAGAAAAGGAGAAGAAGGAGAAGGAGAUGUUGAAUCAAAUAAUAGAAGAAGCAGAGGAGUAUAUAAAAGAGUUUUAUAAGAAGAGACAGCUGACUGUUGAGAACAAUAAAGCUGCUAAUAGAGAGAAGGAGAAGUUGUUCUUGGCAAACCGGGAGAAGUUCCAUUCUGAAGCUGAACAGAAUUAUUGGAAGGCAAUUGCAGAACUCGUUCCUCGUGAGGUUCCAACAAUAGCGAAAAGGGGGAAGAAGGAUGAGAAGAAGAAGCCCACCAUUGUGGUGGUCCAGGGACCAAAACCUGGCAAGCCUACCGACCUAUCAAGGAUGCGUCAGAUACUCAUCAAGCUUAAACACAGUCCACCUUCCCACAUGAAGCCCAAACCACCACCUCCAGCAGAGCCUAAAAAGGAUUCCAAGAGCGGUCCUGCGACUGCUGCUUCUAGUACAGCUUCCACAAAGCCUGGCACCGCUGCUACUCCGGUGGCUGUAGCUGCUACUUGA
Messenger RNA from Dovyalis caffra, 942 nucleotides. The record is from the annotation of a GenBank genome assembly. NCBI's taxonomy places the organism in Eukaryota, Viridiplantae, Streptophyta, Magnoliopsida, Malpighiales, Salicaceae.